UAAAGCAACGUGUUACUCCACAGUGGUGGAUGCACUGCCACGCAGAGAUAUCUGGCAACAACGCAGUUUGCAGUAGAUUCAUAGACCAUCAUUACUACUCUAGACAGAUCAGAGAGUUAUGUAUGGCAUAUAAUGUUCCAAACACGACAUAUUCUUCUUGUUCUUCUCCUCUUCUCUAUACUCCCCCUCGCAAUCAUCUGGCAUCGACCAUCCAGCAUCACCGAUGUCUCCAAGAUCACCCCCGACAACCCCGACCAACAGUCACCCCAAACAGAGCCCGUCAACCCGCCAUCUGCAUUCAAACAGAAACAUCAAACAUGUCCCUCUCCUACUGAUCGGUACAAUCCCACUGGGGAGACCCAAGUCGUGUCCUGCUAUCCAUCCACCGGCGGAAUCUGGAUGACACAUCUCAGUCCCGUGGAGCUGGAUUAUCUCAACAUCGAUCGCUUCACACCAUCCAGCCGUUCAGGCAGACAGGCAGAAGAAGAUGAUUUCUGCGAUAGACUCCGCAUAUUCGGAGGCAAAUGGGCCAGCCAGUCCACGGUUGACCGUCACAUGGCCGGUACUUGCCCUGUUUCUGCACGCGCGCUCCUGUCCGAUUACGAUUUUGAGAUUUUUCGGAAAGUUGGAUUCCCUAGUCGUGGAGGGGUGACGGUAUUUAAUUAUGAUCAUUUGCAUCCUUUGACUGAAAUUGACGGUAUGAUGCGACGUCUGGCGAAUAUGCGAACCAUGGAGGAGCAAGCCCUGGUGCUGGAGGAGCAUGAGGGGCGGUGGUGCGAUGAUGUUGACAAUUGCCCAUCACUUGUAGAUCUAUGGAUGCAACCAAGAGAUAAAGAAAAGGAAAAGGAGGCCCGCGAGAAGCUCAAAGAGCCUACGAUCUGGAUUGGCUAACGGUAAGGCAAUUGUA
Messenger RNA from Aspergillus wentii DTO 134E9, 907 nucleotides. RefSeq lists its product as uncharacterized. The transcript has a single exon. The record is from RefSeq and is a predicted model, not a curated record. NCBI's taxonomy places the organism in Eukaryota, Fungi, Ascomycota, Eurotiomycetes, Eurotiales, Aspergillaceae. Bases 133 to 891 code for a protein of 252 amino acids.